This is a messenger RNA of Plutella xylostella (diamondback moth), 822 nucleotides long. RefSeq names its product Succinate dehydrogenase, subunit C. Gene Ontology annotation, molecular function: electron transfer activity. Lineage: Eukaryota; Metazoa; Arthropoda; Insecta; Lepidoptera; Plutellidae. Gene Ontology annotation, cellular component: respiratory chain complex II (succinate dehydrogenase); membrane. Gene Ontology annotation, biological process: tricarboxylic acid cycle; mitochondrial electron transport, succinate to ubiquinone. The record is from RefSeq and is a predicted model, not a curated record.
CUUAUUCAGAGUCCGAAAUGGAAUGUUUCCCUAAAUUUCGGGUGGCAAAAAGUCACAAUGACAGAAUGACAGUUCGUUCGUCACGUCAGACUCAGUGAAGGCUACGACGAAAUUUAAACCCGUUAUCAUCAUGGCAUUCUACUGUUGUGGCAGGUUGGGCAACAAGCAAAUGCUUAGCACAUUAAGUAGGUUUCCUACUCUGCUGAGCAAGGCUACCUACGCGUCGGCUGCCGCUCCCAAGAUCACGUUUAAAUCUUUUGAGGCUCCAAAGCUGGAGCAUCAUGAUGAGAGAAACGCUCGCCUCAGCCGGCCGAUGUCUCCUCACCUCACCAUCUACCAGCCCCAGCUCACCAGCAUGCUGUCAAUCACGCAUCGUAUUGCAGGAAUGAUGCUAUCUGGAUACUUCACUGUGCUCGGUGCUGGAGCAUUGGUGCUGCCUCACGAUGUGUCCCACUACAUCACCAUGAUCGAAGGCCUCAACCUGUCACCCGCCUCCAUCUUCCUGGCGAAGGCCAUCAUUGCGGCACCCUUCAGCUACCACUUAGUCAACGGAAUCAGGCAUCUGUACUGGGACACAGGCAAAGGUCUCACAAUCAAGGAAGUUUACGCAACAGGCUACGCCAUGCUUGCCGGAUCACUCGCAGUCACAAUCGCCCUUGCAGCUUUAUAAGGUGAAAUAUUUUAGACUAAUUUUAUUUCCACACACAUACAUAAGGUACAAAUGUAUAUUACCAUAAAAACCAUCGUUCAUUUUGGGUAUUAUAUUUAUUUAUAAUCAUGUAAAUGUUAAUUUAAUAAAAUUCAUGAUACAAAUCAGACUUA